CCUCUCUUACGCACAAUCUUUCUGUAUUGUGAAUAUCUGGUGAAUAUCUUUCUAAUCCACACACUGUCAUUUACCCUCUUUGCCUCGCUUACCCACACUCUCUCUCUCUCCCUUACCCACACACUCUCUCUCCUUCUCCCUUACCCACACUCUCUCUCUCUCCCUUACCAACUCUGUCUCUGUUACCUUCUCUUUUACGCACACUCUCUCUCCGUUACCCACUCUGCUUCUCCCUUACGUACAUACUGUCUCUCUCCGUAACCCAACACUCUCUCUCUCUCCUUUACCCACAUUCUGCUGCUUUCUCUUUUACGCACACUCUCUCUCCAGUUACCCAACACACUCUCUCCCUUACCCAUCCUCUAUCUCUCUCUCUCUCUUACCUUCUGUCUUACGCACACACAUACACACACUUUCUCUCUCUCUCUCCCAUACCCUCUGCGCCUCAAACUUUUCUGCCGAACUUUUAGUCUGCUGCUUGAGAGCUGCACUCAGUCCGACCUCCGCCAAUAGCAGGACAGUUUGCACUUGCCGCUGACUUCACUUCCCAAAUUUAGAACACAGUAUUUUUUCUCAUCCGGUGGUUGCUGUGAAGCGUAAAAAAAAGCCUACCGACCCUGGCGGGCGAGAGGAGCGGCCCGUGAGCGCGUACCACCGGGGUCAGAGAGUGCCGGAGUGAGCCCCGGGACAGAGGGACAGGGAGACAGGCGGUACCUGCUCCCCGGGAGUGGGGCGGCGGACAGCUAUGGACUGCACCAUCAAGGAAGCUCUCUCCAUAGUCAGUGAAGAUCAAGUCCUGUACGAGUCGUCCUACGCUGCCUCUCAGCUGCUGAAGACUGAGAUUGCUUCGGGCGAUUUCACUCAGACUGGGAAAGGGAGCCCAGAGAUGGCUGAACAGGACUGGAACUGUCAAAGUGGCCGAGUGAUGGUCAAGCGAGAGGUUGAGCAAGUAAAUGGUACAAGAGAGUCACCAGUAGACUGCAGUGUUGUAAGACGGAAUAAGUUAAUGAGUGGUGCUGACACAUCGCAAUCAGCGUAUCCUGCCAGUUACAGUGAACAGCGAGACAGCCCAUCGAACAACGAGAAAAGGGUUAUCGUUCCUGCUGACCCAUGUGUAUGGAGCCAGGAACACGUACGGCAAUGGCUUGACUGGGCAGUAAAGGAGUAUACUCUCUCCGAUAUCGACAGCCAUCUCUUCCAGAACAUCGAUGGUAAAGAGCUCUGCAAGAUGACCAAGGAAGACAUGAUGCGUCUCACCACCACCUACAACACAGAGAUUUUACUCUCUCACCUCAACUAUCUCAGAGAAAAUAGCCCGACCUUCAGUUAUCCCAACUCCAACCCUCACAGUCAACAGGCUGCACGCCCUCCAGUCAAAACAGGUCUGUUUGAGUGCUGUUAG
This is a messenger RNA of Rhincodon typus (whale shark), 1402 nucleotides long. RefSeq names its product retroviral integration site protein Fli-1 homolog. The transcript has 6 exons. NCBI's taxonomy places the organism in Eukaryota, Metazoa, Chordata, Chondrichthyes, Orectolobiformes, Rhincodontidae. The record is from RefSeq and is a predicted model, not a curated record. Gene Ontology annotation, molecular function: sequence-specific DNA binding. The coding region runs from base 746 to 1402 and encodes 218 amino acids.